AUGUUAGGAAUUAUGAGGCCGAUAUAUAUACUGGCUCUCUUGGUCGUGGUCGUGUAUGGUGAGGAGUCGCCCGCAGUGGGCCUCACAGUGGAACCCACCAACAAGGUCGAUUUGGUGGACAAAGGUUUGGAUACGGAGUUGCUGAUGUCUUUUGUGGUAUUUAGACACGGAGAUAGAACACCGGAUCAAGAAGAAUUAGAUAAAUUUCCAGCUGAUAAAAAUGAUGAGAAUAUUUUUUUUCCUUAUGGAAAAAAGGCACUAACUAACAAAGGUAAGCAACGAGGUUUUCUUGUCGGUGAAUACUUAAGAGAUCGUUAUAACAAAAUUAUUUCGAAGUUAUAUUUACCUGACGAAAUUUCUAUUCGGACUACUGAUUAUGCAAGAACAAAGAUGACGGCUUUGACUGCUCUAGCUGCAAUUUAUCCACCACCUCCAGCUCAAAGGUGGAAUCCAUUUUUAAAUUGGCAACCUGUGCCGUAUGAUACUUUAGAUUACGAUGACGAUGAUUUAUUAUAUUAUUACAAUUGCCCAAGGUACAUACAAUUAAGGGACAAAACGUAUGAACUACCCGCGGUUCAAAAAUGGAUUGAACCCUAUGAAGGACUUUUUAAAGUUUUGAGUAUUAAAACAGGAACAAAUAUAACAACUCCGGAAGAUGUUUUCUUCCUUGAUAAUCUGUUCCAGACAUUGGAAAAUGUCGGCGUCAGGCCACCGAAAUGGGCACACGAAGUAAUGCCAAAAAUUAAAGAAAUGACUAAAAUAGAAUAUGCUUGUGAAUUCUAUAAUAGUGAAUUAAUAAGAUUAGCAUCAGGAGUGCUUCUGACGGACAUAUUGAAUUUUACAAGUGCAGCAAUCGCUGGUAAUAGAGAACAACCAAAAUUGUUUUUAUAUUCCGCCCAUGAAAAUAAUGUAGCAGCGCUAAUGGCAGCUGCUAAAGUUUUUAAAGCGCAUCAGCCUAAAUAUGGAUCCACAAUAUCUUUGGAACUAAGAAAACGAUUGUCAACUGGACAGUUCGGUUUUACUGCCGUUUACGCUGCAGAGGCAGGAGGCCCAGGCGUAGUACUACCUAUUGCUGGUUGCGGAGGAGGACCUUUCUGUGACUAUGACACUUUCGUCAGUCUAACCCAAGAAAAUUUGUUAUCACGAAGUGAAUAUAAGAGACAGUGUAUGAUUCCUGACUACAAUGUAGAGCUGCUAACUAGGCGGAGGAAAAUGAAAGAGGGCGGUCGCGAGGAGGAGUCGACCAACGCGGCGGAUGCGCAAAGUAUGCGCACCGAACACACUUGCUGUUGCCUCGGCGUGUUGGUGGGCGUCUCACUCAUCGCCGCCCUCGUAGCAGUGAUCCUGAUGAAGGACACUACGGUGGAAGUGACAAUACUACGACAAGUUCACGUGCUCAUGUCCCACGGUGAGCGCACACCCAGUGAGCGUGAGUUGGCGAUGCUGGGUGCGCCACCACCAGAUCACGUUUUUGUACCCUAUGGAGCUGGAGCUUUGACUAAUGAGGGAAAAUUGUUGACUUUCGAAAUGGGCGCAUUACUUAGAAAAAGAUAUAACGACUUUUUAGGUUCUUAUUAUGAGGCUGAGAGAAGCAUCGUUAUAGCAUCCGAUACGAAUCUCAGCAAGAUGACAGCUCUUUUAAUAGCCGCAGGGUUGUGGCCACCGCCACUUGACCAAAUGUGGAACGACACAAUGACCUGGCAACCAGUGCCCUAUACUUAUCCCCCUAGAAACGAGGACUAUCUUCUCUAUGAAGAAAAUUGCCCUCGAUACAGGCAAGAAAAACAGAGGUUAUUAAAAGCUUUUACAGAUGAAGGAUUACUUGUGCCUUACAGGGACCUAUUUCACAAGAUUGCACACAUGACCGGCACCAACUUCAGUACUCCUCAAGAUGCGUACAAUUUAAAUAAUUUAUUUGUUAUUCAGGACGAUAUUAAAGUUGCAAAUCCAAAGUGGGCAAAACAUGUGAAAAGAAAGCUAAUGGACGUUGCUAGACUGGAGUACACAAUGAUGUUUCAUAAUAAUCUUCUGAAGAAACUUAGUGGAGGAGCUUUAUUACAACAGAUAAUAAAAGAAGCUGUUCUAAACACGCAAGAACCAACAAGCCCUAAGGUGAUAGUGCGGAUAGGCACUCCUGUAUCUGUAGCGGCGCUGUUGGCGGCUUGUGUGGCGCCGCCCCCGCGGCUGCCCGACCCCGGCGCGGCUUUACUGUUCGAGUUACACGAAAAGAUACCUUCUACACAGGGGAAGAAGGAGCAGAAUCCUUUAACUCACGGACAGCGGUUUGGUUUUAAGAUAUAUUACUGGGACGAUGAUUCCGCGGAACCUCGACUAAUGGAGGUGCCCGGAUGCAACGCGUUCUGCCCAUUGGACACUUUCACCGAAAUUACUAAAUAUAUCGUGUCUUAUGAUUAUAAAAAAGACUGCACACUUGUUCCUACCACA
This is a messenger RNA of Brenthis ino (lesser marbled fritillary), 2445 nucleotides long. NCBI's taxonomy places the organism in Eukaryota, Metazoa, Arthropoda, Insecta, Lepidoptera, Nymphalidae. The record is from the annotation of a GenBank genome assembly.